GGCACGGCGCGGGCGCCAUGUUGGAGCGUCGCUGAGCGCGGGGUCUUGCUGUGAGCGCGGCCCGGUCUGCGCGGGACUGGGGCGGGGGAGCCGCGCGGAGCCGCGGGGGAAUCGCCCGGGCGGAUCAUGGACGUCGAGAGGCUGCAGGAGGCGCUGAAAGAUUUUGAGAAGAGAGGAAAGAAGGAAGUGUGUCCAAUACUGGAUCAGUUUCUUUGUCAUGUUGCUAAGACUGGAGAGACGAUGGUUCAGUGGUCUCAGUUUAAAGGCUAUUUUAUUUUCAAACUGGAGAAAGUCAUGGAUGAUUUCAGAACCUCAGCUCCUGAACCAAGAGGGCCCCCCAAUCCAAACGUGGAAUAUAUUCCCUUUGAAGAGAUGAAAGAAAGAAUCCUGAAAAUUGUUACUGGAUUUAAUGGCAUCCCCUUCACUAUCCAGCGACUCUGUGAGUUGCUGACAGAUCCUAGGAGGAAUUACACAGGAACAGACAAAUUCCUAAGAGGUGUGGAAAAGAAUGUCAUGGUUGUCAGCUGUGUAUAUCCAUCUUCAGAGAAAAACAAUUCCAGUAGUUUGAAUCGGAUGAAUGGUGUUAUGUUCCCCGGGAACUCACCAGGGUACACUGACAGAUCGAAUGUAAAUGGCCCUGGGACCCCCAGACCCGUGAGUCGGACGAAGGUUUCCUUGUCAGCUCCCAUGACAACCAACGGUUUGCCAGACAGCACAGAGCAUAAAGAGCCCAGCUUGCAGCAAACAGAGGAGAAGAAACACAGUGAAUCACCAGCGUCUGAAUCAGAAGGUGCUCAGAGCAGCCCUGUGAAAAAUAAGCACUCUGAGGAUGAUCCUGCAGAAGCAGAAGGACAUGAGGUAAAAAGACUUAAAUUUGACAAGGAAGGGGAAGCCAGAGAUGCACCAAACCAAACUGCCUCCAGUGAAGUCUCUUCAGGCAUGGGGGAAGAGACAGAAGCAUCCUCUACAUCUCAGGAUAAAGAAAAAGAUGCUUCCUGUGCCAGACAGCACUGUACAGAGGAAGAGGAGGAAGAGUCCUUCAUGUCUCCCAGGAGCGUCGGUGCGGACAGAAAGGAUCCAGACAAAGACAGUGACUCCUCGGGUGUGGCCGAAGGGAGCUCUGAGGAGAGCAGUGCCAUGGAGGAGUCAGAGCAGCCACGGGCACAGAAGGAUUUGCACUCAGCUGACAGUGACACCAGUGCAUCUGCCACCAGUGGAGCUGGCUGCAGUGACACAGAAGAGCUGGGCUCCUAUGCCAGUGAAACUCCAGAAAACUCCUCAGAGACCCCGAUGGAAAACAGUGACGAAGCCACAGAAGCUGCAGAUGAACCUAUGGAGCAAGACUAAUUUAAAUAAACUUAGAGGCGGUAUUUUCCAUAAGGCUCCGGUUUUACACUGUAUAAAUAAUUUUAUGUAAUAAAGUGGACCUUUAGUUUUACAAAAAGAAGCAGGUUGUAAAAUAAACUUCUCCAUGGAUUGAACCUUGAAAGAGUUGUACGUGAUAAGAACUGUGAAUACCAGCUCCUUCAGGUCCUGCUUACCGCUGAACUUUCGUUUGGUCAAAUCAGUGGUUUGUGUAUAGUUUUUUUUAUUUAGAAUAAAAGUUUUUAAACUGGAAGGUAAUUAUAAUUUUGACAACUUUUUUGGAGAUCACCACACCUAGUUGUAUGUAAGCAAGAAAGCUUUUUGUCUUGUCUUUUUCUGACAGCUCUAGCAGUUACUUCACUUUUUGGUUACAGUUUCAGCAUUUGACAUGUGAAAUUCGGGGUUUCAGGCUGGUUUCUGGAUUUUUAUUUAAAUACACACCAAGGAACCUUCUGUUGCGUGUUUCAAAUGUGUUCCAUUUCACACACACAUCUCCACACAGC
Melozone crissalis (California towhee) is the source of this 1868-nucleotide messenger RNA. It is a transcript of the gene PPP4R2, whose product is annotated as protein phosphatase 4 regulatory subunit 2. The record is from RefSeq and is a predicted model, not a curated record. Bases 127 to 1347 code for a protein of 406 amino acids. NCBI's taxonomy places the organism in Eukaryota, Metazoa, Chordata, Aves, Passeriformes, Passerellidae. The transcript is spliced from 9 exons. Gene Ontology annotation, molecular function: protein phosphatase regulator activity. Gene Ontology annotation, biological process: protein dephosphorylation. Gene Ontology annotation, cellular component: protein phosphatase 4 complex; nucleus; cytoplasm.